UGAGUCGAGGUGGGUGAUAUAGGUAAUUUUUGCCCCACACCGGAAUAUGUAAAAUUUCGCCUUUCAGCCACGCUUUCUACUAUAACCCCACCAAAACUUGUCGACAAAGAGAAGAUCAACGACAAGCCGACUUCAAUUCUCCCUGCAGUUCCGUCGACAUUUGUGGAUAAGAAAUCGCGCCCGACAACAGGGAUUAUCAAAAUGGCUGCCCAAACGAAGCACGACUGGGCGGACGACGAGGACCUCGAUGAUACGACAGCGACGGUCGAUCUCCCACCGCCUCAAAAGAUCACCAACAAAGACGGCAGCUCGACCAUCAUCGAGUACCGGUACAAUGACAACGGGCAAAAGGUCAAGACCACACGGCGGAUCCGCUUCAUCACGCAUCGCGAGGUGGUGAGCCCCCGCGUGGCCGAGCGCAAGACGUGGGCCAAGUUCGGCGCGAGUGCAAAGGAUGGCAACGGCCCGGCUGCCGAUACCACGAGCGUCGGCGAGAACAUCAUCUUCAAGCCAUCUGUAAACUGGCGCAAGGAUGCCAAGGACGAGGUCAAUGACCCCAACGCCCAGGCCAUGAAGGACAAGCUCAAGGACAAGAAGGUGAAGUGCCGUAUUUGCAACGGCGAGCAUUUCACCGCCCGCUGCCCUUACAAGGACACCAUGGCCCCGAUAGGCGAGGGCGUCGACACGGCAGACGUCGCCGCCGGCAUGGGCGACGAGCCUAUUGCCCAGGGCCCCGGUGCGGCGGGUGCCGGCAAGAAGGGGUCUUACGUCCCGCCUGCGCUGCGUGGCGAUCGCGCUGGUGCUGGUGCCGCCGGCGACCGGAUGGGUGGUAAGUACGGCGAGCGGGACGACCUCGCCACACUCAGAGUUACAAACGUCUCCGAAAUGGCCGAGGAAUCGGAGCUGCGCGAUAUGUUCGAGCGGUUCGGCCGCGUUACUCGCGUCUUCCUGGCAAAGGACCGCGACACUGGUCUUGCGAAGGGCUUUGCGUUUAUCAGCUUUGCGGACCGCGAGGACGCUGUCAAGGCAUGCAACAAGAUGGACGGCUGGGGCUUCAAGCACCUCAUCCUGAGGGUGGAGUUUGCGAAGAAGGCGGCGUAAGAUUGUGCCGGAGGAUGAUGGGGAUGAGCUGGCUACAGUGGAGGAGCAUAUCAUCAACGAGAUGUUGCCUACUCGGACUGUGGAAUCGCAAGGCGAUAUCGCAAAGAAGCCACCGAAAACAGUACUCGAAGUCAUUCUGGCUGUUGGGUGUGGUUAUGUGAUGGGGCUGCACUUAUUAAGCUGGCGGCGUCCAUAGCAAAUGCUGGGUAGUAAUAUGGCUACUAUUCCUUCCUUACUCUUCCUGGUAGGAAAGUAUAUUGUGAAAUAAAUGACUUGUGUGGUUGCAGCAGUUUGAUUUUGCUUCUCUACUGUGACAGCAUACCCACCGACAAAAGAAGCCAGACACCGACCAUAUUAAAUAUAUAUGCAGCUCAGAAAUUUAAGGGAUAGGAUAGAUAGGCACACAGCGAGAGUGUAUUUGGAG
Messenger RNA from Lasiosphaeria miniovina, 1525 nucleotides. RefSeq names its product eukaryotic translation initiation factor 3 subunit G-domain-containing protein. Gene Ontology annotation, cellular component: cytoplasm; eukaryotic translation initiation factor 3 complex. The coding region runs from base 202 to 1101 and encodes 299 amino acids. Lineage: Eukaryota; Fungi; Ascomycota; Sordariomycetes; Sordariales; Lasiosphaeriaceae. Gene Ontology annotation, molecular function: translation initiation factor activity; RNA binding. The record is from RefSeq and is a predicted model, not a curated record. The transcript has 3 exons.